GGUUCAGAAUACGGGCAAGGGCGGCAGUCAAACGAGGGGUAAGGAUACCGGAGGUAAGUCAAAGUCUCUUUCCCUCGUUGACUCUCCCCACUGUGGGAUUUGCUAUUGGGGGGUCGUAGGAAAUUCCAAUUGACAGGCGUGUGGGGGAUCACAUCAACUCACGUGAGGAAUUAAUGGAACUACAAAGACAAUUAUUAUUGUCGCCAGUUCUGUGGUUGCUACUGCGUUGUUGCUCCUCUCCGCUAUCUCUCUUUGCAUGAAGAAACAAAGAAAACCAGUUAGAAAUGCUCCGAUCACAAAUGGAGGAGAUGACCAGGAAAUUAGACGCGCGGAAUCUCUAUUGUUCGAUUUGGCCACAAUACGAGCUGCCACAAGUAACUUCUCAGAGGCAAAUAAGUUAGGAGAAGGUGGAUUUGGACCAGUGUAUAAGGGUAUACUACAAGAUGGGCAGGAAAUAGCAGUGAAGAGACUCUCAAUGAGCUCGGUACAGGGGCUUGUUGAGCUGAAAAAUGAGGUGGUGCUUGUAGCAAAGCUUCAGCAUAGAAAUCUGGUGAGGCUACUUGGUUGCUGCUUAGAAGAGCAAGAAAAGCUUCUUGUCUAUGAAUACCUGCCCAACACAAGCCUUGAUAAGUUUCUCUUUGAUCCUGUGAGGCGCGAACAAUUAGAAUGGGUCAUACGGUUCAGGAUCAUCGAAGGGAUCAGUCGAGGACUUCUCUAUCUCCACGAAGAUUCGAGGCUAAAGAUAGUUCACCGCGACCUGAAAGCGAGUAACAUCUUGCUGGAUGCCUUCAUGACACCUAAAAUCUCCGACUUUGGUCUCGCAAAGCUCUUCGACGUCAAUGCAAGUGAAGGAAGUACGAGUCGGAUCGCGGGAACAUACGGAUAUAUGGCACCAGAGUAUAUAAUUCACGGACAUUUCUCAACAAAAUCAGAUGUUUUUAGUUAUGGCGUGUUGCUUUUGGAGAUUGUGACUGGACGAAGAAACUCUCGCCCUCAAGAAAGUAUUCAUUCAGAAGACGUUCUAUCCUAUGUGUGGAAGCACUGGAGCCAAGGGACUGCACACCAUGUGCUCGACCUGAGUCUCGCAGGGCAGUGCCGGUUGCAGGACGUGCUGAGAUGUAUCCACAUUGGGCUGCUGUGCGUCCAGGAGGACCCGUCGAACCGGCCGAGCAUGGCGUCCGUCGUGCUCAUGCUCAGCAGCCUCUCCUUCACCCUCCCCGCCCCCUCGGCCCCUGCUUUCAUCAUUCUGCAUGGCUCAACUGCAGACAACACGGUGGAGAUCGAGACUGAUUCAUCCGGCGGCCUGCAGCGGAAGACGACGAGGGCUGCGUCGGUGAGCGACGUCUCCAAUUCAGAACUCGAGCCACGGUAGCGUCUCGGAGCCGAGGAAUAUUGAACCGAAUAUACUGAGUUCGAGUGGCAAAAGAGUGUGAUUUUUUACGUUGCCGAAUAAACAGCAAAGGCGUUGUGAAUCUAGAUUUACGUAAGCUUGCUUAUUUUGCGACUUUCCUUCUUUCGAAUGCUAUAACAAGAAGAUUUUAUCCAGUAUCACUCUUUUAACUGUGCAAGACGUAAUAGAAUAAAUUAUGA
Messenger RNA from Ananas comosus (pineapple), 1590 nucleotides. RefSeq names its product cysteine-rich receptor-like protein kinase 10. Gene Ontology annotation, molecular function: ATP binding; protein kinase activity. The transcript has 7 exons. Lineage: Eukaryota; Viridiplantae; Streptophyta; Magnoliopsida; Poales; Bromeliaceae. The record is from RefSeq and is a predicted model, not a curated record. Gene Ontology annotation, biological process: protein phosphorylation. Bases 257 to 1372 code for a protein of 371 amino acids.